Labrus bergylta (ballan wrasse) is the source of this 5020-nucleotide messenger RNA. It is a transcript of the gene zdhhc18b, whose product is annotated as zinc finger DHHC-type palmitoyltransferase 18b. NCBI's taxonomy places the organism in Eukaryota, Metazoa, Chordata, Actinopteri, Labriformes, Labridae. Gene Ontology annotation, cellular component: endoplasmic reticulum; Golgi apparatus. Gene Ontology annotation, molecular function: protein-cysteine S-palmitoyltransferase activity. The record is from RefSeq and is a predicted model, not a curated record. Gene Ontology annotation, biological process: peptidyl-L-cysteine S-palmitoylation; protein targeting to membrane.
UUUGAUAACAACUAAUUUGUUAGGACGGAGGAGGAAGAAGCGUUUUCAGCACAACAAAAACAUCAGUCACCAGUAUGUGUCAGGACUCUUGGUAGGAGAGCAAUAGAUAUCAAACAAGUGCUUCCUCUAAUAUCUGCAACGUAGGCCCUUUUUUUUAGAUUUAGGAAAAGGUUGGAUAAUAUAUGUGCAAAACGAGUAGGCUAACCUGCUAGCUGUGGGUCCUCUGAUAUUAAAUUGUCCGCAGCUGGAUGAGUCGGCUCGUCUCAGCUGGCUAUAACAUCGACGUUACUAUGGUGACAGUCUGGACGAGGACUUAAUGACGAGGCAUGGGAGGAAACUGGGGUGUGAUUUCGACACCUGGGAUCGUCUUUAGGUUUGUUUACAACCGAAUGCCCACACAGUGAAGGAGUCGCUUGUUCUCGUACAAGACAUGACGACAUUUUUCACCUGACAUCAGCCUCACACUCGGACGUCGGUGAUGCUGUCGGUGGCUGGACUUAUGCCCUGGUCGUCGGGAUAGGGGGACACAGCACCCAAAAAAAAACAAACUCCAUUGUCAACCAUGAAAAACUGCGAGUAUCAACAAAUCGACCCGCAGGCACUUCCGACUCAAACCCCUCCACCUCCUCCUCUCCAAGAAGAAAAGGAGGAGGAGGAAGAAGAAGGAGGAGAAAAGAGAGAGGAGCCGAGAAGACCGAGGAGAAAGUGGGAAGUUUUCCCCGGGAAGAAUCGCUUCUACUGUGACGGACGGAUUAUAGUGGCCCGGCAGGGUGGGGUCCUGCCCCUCACCCUGGGCCUUAUUCUCGUCACAUGUGGAUUAUUCUUUGUAUUUGACUGCCCCUUCCUGGUCAAACACCUGACAAGCUGCAUCCCAUUUAUUGGAGGUGGCUUGUUUGUAUUUGUGGUCAUCACCCUGCUCCAGACCAGCUUCACUGACCCGGGCAUCCUGCCCAGAGCAACACCAGAUGAGGCUGCAGAGAUCGAAAAACAGAUUGACACCACUGGAAACAGCAGCUAUCGGCCUCCACCGCGCACGAAGGAGGUCGUCAUCAACCAGCAGGUGGUGAAGCUCAAGUACUGCUUCACCUGCAAGAUGUUCCGACCCCCGCGCACCUCCCACUGCAGCCUGUGUGACAACUGUGUGGAGCGAUUCGACCAUCAUUGCCCCUGGGUGGGGAACUGUGUGGGAAAACGCAACUACCGUUUCUUCUACACCUUCAUCGUGUCCCUGUCCUUCCUGACGGCGUUUAUCUUCGGCUGCGUGACCACACACCUCUCACUGAGGGCCCAAGGAGGAAAAGGCCUGGUGUUUGCUCUGCAAGAGAGUCCUGGCAGUGCAGUGGAGCUGGUGAUAUGUUUCUUCUCAGUCUGGUCCAUCUUGGGCCUCUCAGGCUUCCAUACUUACCUUGUUGCUUCCAACCUCACCACUAAUGAAGACAUUAAAGGCUCCUGGUCAGGGAAGGGUGGAGAAGAUGUCACCAACCCAUACAGCCAUAAAAACAUCUUUAUCAACUGCUGUGCUGUGCUCUGUGGACCCAUGCCGCCCAGCUUGAUUGACAGACGAGGUUUCCUGCCCUCGGAUGAGUCUGUCCAGACGGCGAGUGUGGACAUCGAGCUGCCCACCCAGGCCACUAAAAGCGAGAUAAAUGUGUGCACACAGGGAACUAAAGGUCUGCUGGAGUCAGCCACACGCUCACCGCUCAUCUCCACGUCCUGUCCUCAGGGGAAACCUCAGACAGCUCAUACCUGCCCGGACAUCAGCCCCGCACUAAACCCUGAUCCCUCACCUGAGGUCUCCACGAGUUGCGGGGCCCGUCAUAUCACUCACAGAGAGAACUCUCUGCCACGUCACACCAAGACUCGUUCAAAGAAAAGCAAACGAGAAGCGUUGCAUAUUCCCAACCCGGUCUUUGAUGUCCCUGUUUCCCCUACCUCUCUGGAUGCUGGCCCCAUCUCCAAAUCUGGGGGCGACAAAGAUGCCAGCUUUACCCCUUUGCACUGACUUUGUUUGACGCUUGCAUGCUGUAAAACAGUCAUGAUUCAAGUUGUUAGGACUCGUUUUUUUUAAUAUUAUUCAUUGGUUUUCUGAAACUGCUGGGUCUUGAUAUUGUGAAUGAGGAUGACAAUCACAAAGAUAAUGUAUGUGUGUGCUCAGUUUGAUGUGAAAAUAGAAAUGGAUGGCGUUUAUUAUGCUGGAAAAGGAUGCAGCUGGAGACUCUGGUACUGAUUGGGCCAUUUGUCUUUCUGAUGAUUUACAUGUAAAAUGCCAGCAUGCCAGAUACACUGAAUAUUGAAAAAAAAACCCAUUUGAUUGGAUGUAUCAAGGGAGCUGAGAAACUGUAUGGAUGAAAGUUGCUUCUAAAGGUAACGUCCAUCCCAAAUAUAUAGAACUCACAUGUGUUAUUCCUAUAACAUUGUGGGGGCUUCGUUUAUAGUGUGAUCCUGAGAUAGUUUUUCCUCCUAAAGCUGUACAGCACAGGGACAGUUUGUACUGAUGAUGUCAUAGUAAUACAGAUAGGCAGUGAAUAAUGGAAGAUGUUAUAGCAUCCAUGGAGCUCUUUCCAGGAUAUGAGGGACAUUUUUCCAUUUAUACCUGAAAGCUUAUUCUCAUAUCAAAGUCCUUUGGUCGAAGAGACGGAUGACAAGCUACAGGGAAAGGCGUGUUGGUUUCCAUUUGUAGUCGAAGUAUAGUCAUGUCUUCAGCAAUCCCAGAACAUCUGACAACAAUAAAGCUUCUGAUUCAUCUGUAUUGACAAAUAUCUGCAAAUAAGUACAGAUGUAAGUCUGGCAAUUGUUGCUGCUUCACUACAUCUCCAGUAUAUGGAAAAGAAAGUCAGGCUCCGGAUUUCUUCCAUCAUGCUGAUGAGAAAAUUUCCAUCACUCAGAGACUGAAGUUACUUUAAUCUGAAGAUUCACCUCAUUCAUUUAGGCCAGUGGCUCUCAACUGGUCUAGCCUCAGCACCCACCACCAGCUCCUUCAAUAGAAAUCGUAACACGAAUUUCAGAUAUUUUUUAACCUAUCAGAUUUGUUCAAUGAAAAAUUGUCCACUUUGGACAUCAGACAGUAACACAACGAGACAGAACCAAGAAACAAAACAUACAUUUUUGGAGAAGCGCUUCAUAGACUUUUUUUUUGACACAGUAUUUUUUUCAGGCACACAUUAGCGACCCACUCAAAAUGGCUCUGUGACUCACUUUUGGGUCCUGACCCACCAGUUGAGAAACAUUGAUUUAGGCUCUCAUAUUAACAUAUUUACUAUCUCUAACAAAAGUGUAAGGGUCUAUAAGGUUUGCUAGUCAUGGUUGAUAGAUCAAUUCCAAAACUGUCACAAGAUGUUAUCGUCACAGCCUUCUGUGUUUAAUUAACUUCGAUGUUCUUUCGUUGGGAAACACAUGUGAGUUCUGUUUUGGGUGGAGUUUCCCUUUAAUUGGGCGACCAGAGCACAGUAUUUUAAACAUGUAUCAGUUGCAUCAAUGUUCAGAUUUCUGUUCUUUAUUGUUGGCAGGGAAUGCAUCUGCAUGAUAAUGACUAUAGUGUAUAGUUUUUAUUUAUUUUCAUCCACUCUGUCACAGAUACACCUGAGAGGUCCUUUUUCUUGGAAAGGUGUGAUUUUGAUUCCUGAGUAAGUAUGUGUAACUAAGGUGAGGGAGUAAUGCCCAUUACCCCGUGCUGCUCCACUUCCGUUUGUGUUAUUAAUGUCACACAAUAGCUGUGUCUCAAUUCAGGGGUCGCAUCCUCUGAAGGACCCCAGCCUACAAAGGAUCCAGACUCCGUAGCCUAUGCAGACUGCUCUGGCUGAGACCGUCAGUGGAUUUGUCGUUUGCAUCACCAGCUGUUCGUUACUCAUCGCCGCCCCUGUUUUCGUGAAACCUCGAUUGCUGCACCGGUUCCAGCUAACUUAACUAACGUUUGAAUUGGUGCACAAUGAAUUGUAGGAUAUGUUGGGCCAUGAUGCAGCUGAUGGAUCCUUUGUUGGCCGCAUUUAAAGGAGCCUUUUGAAUGGGACAGCCCCACAGACUGUGUAUAAAACAUGGACAUACUCUCAGUGAUGUAACCUUUUGGUUUCUGAAGUAGAGAUUGCUGUCAACUUAAAUAAUGGAAAUGCUGUCUCAAAAUAUCUUUCGGUCAAUCUAGAAACAGUAGAGAUUUCGAGCUGAGGCGGGCCUUAAGCCCGUCAAUCAGAUCAGCCACGCCCCUUUUUAUGAAUGAUUCUUCGCCCUAAUAUCCUCAAAAUGGACGAGUUACAAGCCAGACUGUAAACAUGUUUAUUUCUGCUGUAAAGUCAGUCAUCUUUGAAAGGAUUUGUUUGUUUCUUAUUGAGCUCUAUCUGCUGGCCUCAAGUGGAUACUCGGGGAACUGCAGGUUUUUUUUCAUUGGCUUCUUUUUUCAAAGCUGGAGGUCGUCGCUUGGAAAGCCCUCAGUGUGCUGCUGUGACAUAAUAGGUCUUCAAAUUUUCCCUCCAGAGGAUGAGGCCCCUAAAUGGAGCCACAGCUAAUGAUUGAAUCUGUUAAACCUUGAAUUCCUGUUCUUCAGUUUGUAUCAACAUUAAUACCUGUUCUCACCUCUGUACUGUAGGACUGUUUUACUUUGCUCACUUUGACAGAUCCACUUACAUGUUUGUAAAGGUGACUGUUGGUUUGUUCUCAGGUGGAAAGUUGUGGGUUUUUUGGUAUCCCAAAUGCAACUUUUAUGUGACAAGUAUUAUAUUAAAAACCACAUUUUAACCUGAUGGCAAUAGCUGCACGAAAAUGCAAUGAUCCAAAUAACCAUGCACACUUGCACACCCUCACUGUCAAUCAGUAGCUAACCUAACAAGAGUGUUACUAUUAGUGGAAAACUCACUUGUUGUGCAACAUUUUCUGUGUCAAAUGUCGUCCCAACACCUUCUGGAUGCUGGUAGGAAAGAAUGCAGGCAAUGCAUUUCUGAGGAGGAACAUGAUGUACUGUAUUUGUAUGAAUCGUAAGGUUAUUUAAAGCCUAUACUCCUGUCAAAAUAAAGGAAAAGGAAAAUAAAAUUCA